GCUUCUCUUUCCAGGGUUAUUAUUGGCCGAGGGGGGGAGGCUGCCGCUGGGCCGUGGCCAUGAAGGUUUGGUAGCCCCCCCUGCGUCCUUGUUCAAAAAGGGCAGGCGGGUUGCUCCGCAGAGCAUUGUCGCGAGGCCAGCAAGAGAGCAGCUGCUGCCGAGGCUCCCCAGCAGCAGAAAACCGCCCUUUCCCCUCGGCCCCUUUCCUCCGGCGACAAUAUGGGCGUGAUGUAGAGCCCUUAGAAGCCGCGGCUUCCCAGCUGGGCGGGAAAGAGAGGCGCCGGGGGACUGGAGCUCCCGGGCGGCUCCCGUGAGCGCGGGGUGGGGCUCGGCUUUCGCCCCUCUGACCUCCGGCGCGAGGCUCUCGGAGCAGUCGUCCGCGUCUUCGUGAGGGGAAGGGUGGGCAAGGCCGGGGCUCGAGGCGCGCGGGGAGAAGCCGCCGCGCCAUGGAGGGGAGUCCUAUCCCGGUGCUCACCGUGCAGACCGUCCCGUACGAGGACCAGAGGCCGACGGGCGGCGGGGGGCUGAGGAGGCCCACGGCGGUCUUCGAGAGCCAGAGGAACUAUCUGCCCAACUUCAUCCAGAGCGUGCUCUCAUCCAUUGACCUGCGCGACCGCCAGGGCUGCACCAUGGUGGUGGGCAGCGACGGCAGGUACUUCAGCAAGACGGCCAUCGAGGUGGUGGUGCAGAUGGCGGCGGCCAACGGGAUUGGAAGAUUGGUUAUUGGUCAGAAUGGCAUCUUGUCCACUCCUGCAGUGUCAUGCGUUAUCCGAAAGAUCAAAGCAGCUGGUGGGAUUAUUCUGACAGCUAGUCACAGUCCUGGAGGACCUGGAGGAGAAUUUGGAGUUAAGUUUAAUGUUGCCAAUGGAGGACCAGCUCCAGAUGUUGUUUCUGAUAAAAUCUACCAGAUCAGCAAAACCCUAGAAGAAUAUGCCAUUUGUUCUGAUUUGAGAAUUGACUUAUCUCGGCUGGGAAGACAAGAAUUUGAUCUAGAGAACAAGUUCAAGCCUUUCCGAGUUGAGAUAAUAGAUUCUGUGGAAGUGUACCUCAACCUGCUGCGGACAGUAUUCGACUUCAGUGCGAUUAGAAGUUUACUAACAGAGUCAGACCAACUUAAGAUAAGGAUUGAUGCUAUGAAUGGAGUGAUGGGCCCCUAUGUCCGAAGAAUCCUUUGUGAUGAAUUAGGAGCUCCUGCUAAUUCUGCAGUGGACUGUGUUCCUCUGGAGGAUUUUGGAGGCCAGUAUCCUGACCCAAACCUGACAUAUGCAGCUUCUUUACUGGAGGCAAUGAAAGGAGGAGAGUAUAGAUUUGGAGCGGCUUUUGAUGCAGAUGGAGACCGCUAUAUGAUCUUGGGUCAAAAUGGAUUUUUUGUGAACCCUUCCGAUUCACUGGCCAUCAUUGCUGCCAAUCUCCAUUGCAUUCCAUAUUUCUCUCAGAUGCCUGUGCGAGGCUUUGGUAGGAGCAUGCCUACCAGUACUGCACUGGACAGGGUGGCGAAAUCCAUGAAAGUUCCUGUGUAUGAAACACCAUCAGGCUGGAGGUUCUUCUCAAAUCUGAUGGAUUCUGGUCGAUGCUCACUCUGUGGAGAAGAAAGCUUUGGCACUGGUUCUGACCACAUCCGAGAGAAGGAUGGACUUUGGGCUGUCCUAGUCUGGCUCUCUAUCAUGGCAGCCCGGAAGCAGAGUGUGGAAGAAAUUGUCAGAGAACACUGGGCUAAAUUUGGCCGUCAUUACUACUGCAGGUUUGAUUAUGAAGCACUGGAUCCUAGAACAGCAUAUUUUAUAAUGAGAGACCUUGAAGCUUUGAUCACUGACAAGUCAUUCAGUAAUCAACAGUUUGCUGUUGGAAGCCACGUCUACACUGUGCAAAAAGCAAAUAACUUUGAGUAUGUGGAUCCUGUAGAUGGCACUGUGACCAAAAGACAGGGGCUGAGGAUAAUCUUCUCAGAUGCAUCCAGGCUCAUCUUCAGAUUAAGCUCUUCCAGUCAUGUGCGAGCCACUCUCAGGAUCUAUGCAGAAAGCUAUGAAAAGGACCCCAGCAGCCAUGACAGGGAGCCACAGGCUGUACUGAGUCCUCUCAUUGCAAUUGCACUGAAAAUAUCUCAGAUUCAUGAGAGGACAGGUCGGAAGGGUCCUACUGUCAUCACCUGAACCAAGGAAGGAUUGCUAACCCAGGGCCAAAGAUGAGAAGGCAAAAGGGAGGAAGAAACUCUUGCCCAGACGCGCCAGCUGUUUGUGCCUUUGUAUUACUCUAAGGGUUUGAGGUCAAUAGGGAGGGCAGCGGUGGGGGAACAAAAAUCCAUUUCUGAUCCUAUUGUUCUGCUAAGACUGCGGUGUAUUUAAUUUUCUACUAUCAGUAUCUUCAGCAUUUUCUUAUAAAAAAAAUAACCAAAGAGAAAGCUCCCUCUCAUUUAGAUUCAGUGAUUAAAAAAUGCUAGUAUGACAUACAGGAUUGUUGUGAUCUCCAUUUUGUGUUUUGUGCUUGCAAAGCAGGAGUGGGCUGCAUAUAACCCCUGCUGAACAUUUGUAUAAUGCACAGCCUCUUGUUGCUACUUUGUGAAUCUUGGCUUCAACUAAAAAAAAAAA
Molecule: messenger RNA, 2585 nt
Organism: Gekko japonicus
Lineage: Eukaryota; Metazoa; Chordata; Lepidosauria; Squamata; Gekkonidae
Gene: PGM5
Product: phosphoglucomutase 5
Exons: 11
Coding region: 447-2150 (567 amino acids)
Biological process (GO): myofibril assembly; striated muscle tissue development; carbohydrate metabolic process
Cellular component (GO): cytosol; adherens junction; sarcolemma
Molecular function (GO): phosphoglucomutase activity
Source: RefSeq, a predicted model, not a curated record